This is a messenger RNA of Vitis vinifera (wine grape), 549 nucleotides long. RefSeq names its product blue copper protein 1a-like. Gene Ontology annotation, molecular function: electron transfer activity. The transcript has 2 exons. The record is from RefSeq and is a predicted model, not a curated record. Gene Ontology annotation, cellular component: plasma membrane. The coding region runs from base 1 to 549 and encodes 182 amino acids. Lineage: Eukaryota; Viridiplantae; Streptophyta; Magnoliopsida; Vitales; Vitaceae.
AUGGCUUCUAAACAUUUAGCUGCCCUUGCAAUCUUCGCAAUUCUUCUUCCUGCUGUGGCCAUGGCAACUGAGUUUACUGUUGGAGAUGAUCAAGGUUGGACCAUUAAUUUCGACUAUGUAGCCUGGGCCAAGGACAAAGUCUUUCAUGUUGGCGAUAAACUAGUCUUCAAAUACACGGCGGGAAGGCACAAUGUCUUCAAAGUUAACGGUACUGCCUUCACGAACUGCACUAUACCACCAGCAAAUGAGGCUCUUACCACUGGAAAUGAUGUGAUUACACUGGCCACCCCUGGAAGGAAGUGGUAUAUUUGUGGUGUGAACGACCAUUGUGCCAACUAUGGACAGAAGCUUGCCAUCACAGUGCUGGAAGCGUGGGUGUCUCCUGCAUCAGCCCCCUCCACCCCCGCAGCGCCAGCCCCCUCCACCCCCGCAGCACCAGCCCCCUCAACCCCCGCAGCACCAGCACCCAGUUCUGCUUAUGGGAUCUCGGUGUCUGGGUAUCAGCUGCUGAUGGCAGCCAUGGUUGCUGUUGCUUUCCUAGUCGUUUGA